Molecule: messenger RNA, 1348 nt
Organism: Cloeon dipterum
Lineage: Eukaryota; Metazoa; Arthropoda; Insecta; Ephemeroptera; Baetidae
Product: C-type lectin domain family 4 member F-like
Exons: 7
Coding region: 153-1091 (312 amino acids)
Biological process (GO): biological process involved in interspecies interaction between organisms
Cellular component (GO): external side of plasma membrane
Molecular function (GO): carbohydrate binding
Source: RefSeq, a predicted model, not a curated record
AUAUAUUAUGUCUAAUAAGUAUGAGAUUUUUGGUUCUUUGCGCGCCCCUGCUGGAAACCGCAUAAUAUUAUAUUUGAAGGUGAAGAUGCAUCAGUUCCUCAAUAUCAUCAUGUCCAUCAGAGCGGGCUGUGCGCAGAUUUGUGCUAGUCGUUAUGUUUAGCAGUUCAUUUCUUUCCAGGAUGCAGAACUGUGCGGCUCUCGUGUUUGUGCUAUUUUCCUUCUUGUUAGCAACAGUGUCUGCUCAAACAGAUUCUCCGUUUCGAUGCGAUGAGUUGAGUGCAAAGUUGGACUCCUGCUUGAAUAACAAUGAGCUGAUCUUGAAAGUUUUCAACGAGACGGCCAAGCAACUUGAAAAGCAGUGCGACGAAAACAAGGAGGCUGCAAAAAAAGAAGUGGAAAAGAAGGAAAUGGAAAAGAAAGAAAUGCAGAUGGAGUUAAAUAAGUUGCGCGUUGAGAAUGAAAUCACGAAGGCGCAAAAUAUGCAGUGUGAAAAGGCAAAACAAAAUGAGCAAGCGCUGCGAGAGCAGUGUGAAAAAGAAAAACUGGAUUGUCAGCUUAUGAAAGCGCAGCCAGUUCUGAUACCGUCUUCACCAGAGGACUUCUCUGAUGUUGUCCAGGAGCUUAAAAAGUGUGAAAAGAAAGUUGCAGAUUUAUUGACAGAACGGGUGAAAUUGAACACUACCCUUUCCCCGUUAAAUGCGUUGCAGCUGAUGAAUUUGACAACAGGCACCUACUAUUACGACAAGAAAAACCGUUAUUCAUGGAGAGAGGCUCAGGAACUUUGCAAAUCUUUGGGUUUGCAACUCGCCUCGUUCGAAACGCCCAAAAAACUUUCCACUUUUUGGAAUUCCGCUUCGUCGUAUGUUUGGGGCCCAUGGACCUCAGGAAGCUACUUUGGGCACCAGCCGGGAGAGUUUCACUGGGGAAACGGUCAGAGAAUCAGUACAGAUAUGUGGAGGCUUGGACAGCCCGACGAGUUUGGUGUCGGCAAAGAAAGCUGUGUCUAUGUGUAUGAUGGAGCUCUAUACGACGAGCCAUGUACCGAUAAGAACAAUGUGAUUUGCGAGCAACCCAUGUAUCAAUUUGGUUGAAUAUCAAUUCGUUAAAGAAAAAGCAGGUCGAUGGUCGAUGUUAAAUAUAGGUAGCGGUGACUAUUAAUUGCUAUUUUUAAUUCAACUUGAAAUUUUUGUAGAGUAAGGGUACAUCUAGCAUGAAUCGGAUCUUUCAGGGAAUUUUUUACUGUUUGAAAUGAUUUAUUAAUUAGCUUUAUUUAAAAUGUUAUGGAUCACAAAAUUCCAUGCCUAUAUGCUGACGAGUUCAAAUAAACCAAAAUACUAAACUAUCAUAA